CCGGCCCACACCAUCAUCAGUGCUGGAACAUCCCACCAAAUGGGCAUCUGUCUAUUCGAUGCGAGUCUCAUGGGGCAUAAGGUUUUGCCUUCAUGUCUUGUACUUGGAUGGAGUUCUUUACAUGUAUACAUCGAGCUGUGGUGGAAGGGAAAGCCAAGCACUCCAGUUGCGGUCUUGUUUUGGUCUGGCCAGGAUUUCAUUCCGAGGGUGUGCCAGAGUCCAGAUUGUAAAGCCAGUGCCCCGAAAACAGCGCUGUUAAAAGGCAAACCUGCUCACUCGGGUGAAACACGGAUUGAAUAGAGGUGUUCAAAAUUAAAUUAUGGAAGGUCUCGCUGGACUGGAGAAGGAGAUACUGAUUCCUCUGGCAAUCAGCCAGAGAACUGAAGGAAAGAUGAGACUUCUUCCACACAGAGGGUUGUUCAGAUCUGGAAUAUGUCAACUGAUGGCGUGAUGGACACAGGUUAGAUCGAAACUUUUAGGCAACGUUCGAUAUCUACGUGGAGAGGACUAAGUAGCAGACUGUUGCGGGAACGGGUGGUGUGGCGGACGGAGUGGAGAGCGAUGCGAUCAAAUUCGUUAACACCUUCGCAUGAUUGGUUCAAGCAUCACAGACUAAGUGGCCAUCUAUGCUCUAAGGUCGUGCGAUUAGUGACUUUGCCAAACAGAUAUGGCAGAUUCCAGUGCUGCUGGAAAAGUUCGUGGAGGUAAAGGACACAAUGCAAAGGGACUUGGUGAUCGGAGUAAAGCAAAAUCAACUAAGGUUAAAACAUCUACUGAUGGCAUUACAUUUGGACGUGCUGAAAGUGAUAAAGUGGAAAACAGACAGAAAGGAAGACACAAAUCAGAGGACCAAGAACUUAAGGAAAUCCCAGGAAGCGUGAUGGCAAAAUGGAAGGAAGAGUUCAAGAUGCAUUCUCGCGUUAAAUGCCCUCGCUCUGGUUGCUGGCUGGAAUUUCCUAGUAUUUACGGAUUGAAGUACCAUUACCAGCGUUGUCAGAGUGGUAUUGUUUCAAAGAAGUGUAGUCACCAGUGUCUUCUAUGUGAAGCUUCUUUUACAUCUAAGUCCCAACUGGAAAAGCAUAAACAAUGGACACAUGAAGAAAAAAGAACACAAACAACAGAGUUGGAUGAGAAAGUUACAAAAUCAGUUGGUCGAGGUAGAGGUAGAAAAAGGGCUGCUGAAAAUGCAGAAACAUUACCUAAAAAGUCUAAGCAACAGAAGAGAGAAUUAAGUAGACAUUCUGAAAAUGGGGAAUGUGCAACACAGAACAGAGAAAACAAAUUACCAAACACUGCAGAUGCUCAAGAAUCUCUGACGUCUAAUGAAUUGAGCAAAGGCAAGAAGCAGGUCUCACUCCCUGAGGAGGAUCCUGAGAGAACAAAACACAGAAGGAAACAGAAGACACCUAAAAAAUUUACAGGGGAGCAACCAUCUAUCUCAGGAACCUUUGGAUUAAAAGGUAAACGAACACAACAAUCAGGCCUGUCAAAACCAGAUGACAAAGGAAGGGGUAAAGGCAAGAAGAAAAAUAACAGCACAUGCAAUGAAGAAUUGCAAAGGAAACCUUUAGCAGUACAUAUUAAAAAAGAAGCUGUCACAUAUUUACCAGGAAGCCAGGAAGAAAAGUGGCAGCAGGAGAUUUCAGAUAGAGGAGAGGUUAUCUGUCCAAACUGUAUGACUGUACACAGGAAAACUGUAGCAGGCUUGAAGAAACACCUAGAAAUCUGCAAAGAGCUGCAGAAUGCUUUGAAGUGUCAACAUUGUGCUAAGCAGUUUAAAUCUAAAGCUGGGCUAAAGUAUCAUACUAUGGCAGAGCACAACAAUAAGCCUUUGGUGAAUGCAGAGAAGCUGCUGGAUGAACAGCAGGAGCGUGAAAGACUGCGAAGAGUACUUAAACAAAUGGGAAAAUUGAAGUGCCCUAAUGAGGGUUGCACAGCUACAUUUGCCAGCCUAAUGGGCUACCAGUAUCAUUUAAAAAGAUGUGGGAAAGAGCCUGCAGAUAUUGAGAAAGCUGUUUUCAUUUGUGAGCAUUGUGAAAAGGAGUAUAAAUCAAAGGCUGGUCAUGACUAUCAUGUAAAAUCUGAACACUCAGCGGCAACUGAAGAUUCUGAUCAGAAAUCAGCUGAAGAAGACUUUGAGAAUUUGUUUGAGAAAACUCCGAGUGGCCGCAUCCGUCGAAGAUCUGCACAAGUAGCUGUUUUCCAUCUCCAGGAAAUUGCAGAGGAUGAGCUUUCAAAACUUUGGACCAAAAGAAGGAAUAAAGAUGACUUAGUCCCCGAUAUUAAGAGGCUUAAAUACACUCGUCCAGGGCUACCAUCAUUCAACCCCAAACAGCUUGAAAGCUGGAAAAAUGAAGUCAAAGAAAAUGGUCAGAUUUGCUGUCCUAACAAUCGUUGUGAAGCAAUCUAUUCAAGUUUUUCUGGAUUGAAAGCACAUCUAGCAACAUGUACUAAGGGUGAGCAUCUAGUUGGGAAAUACAGGUGCUUGAUUUGUCAGAAGGAAUUUAGCUCGGAAAGUGGAGUUAAGUACCACAUCAACAACUCUCACUCUGAGAACUGGUUUAGGGCCUCUGCAGAAAUACCUGCAAGAAACAAAAGGGAGCUGAAGGUUACAAAAUCAGAGAGGAAGAAAAGCACAACCGGGAAGAAGAGAGGAAGAAAACCCAAAGAAAGAACUUCAGAGCUUUCUAUAAAAGACAAUGAAAUGGUGGGAGCAAAGACUGCUGAUCAAAUAACGUCACAAUGUCCUGCAACUUUAAAGAACAAUAGCAAAAUGAAAAAGAGAAAGAUAUUACCAAGCAGCAAAAAAGGAGGUUCAGUCUAGAUGCUUCAAGCUGCGAAAUGUAAGCCAAUAUAAAGGCAAAGCAGCUAUAUCUGGAGGAGUGUUGCAUCAGCCUUUAGGCAUCAUAAGUGGAAAAUGAUGGGUUAAGCUAAGAUAUACUACCUAACACUGGCUCUAAAGUUUGUUAUAUUGCCUAAUGUUAUGGGUCCAAAACAGACCCAAGAAAAUAGCUGUUUAUGUGGUAGAUAAAAGCCAAUCCUUGUAACUGAGUUGAAACUGAAGACAUGCUAGACACAAUCAUUUAGCACAAAGGAUUAUAAGGCUAUUUAAUACUGCUUUGUUACUAUAUACUGCUCUAUCAACUUUAUUGUUUAUGUUUUUUAUAAAGUGGAUGAUUAUGGGUAUGAGGUGUCAAAAACAAUUGCUACGCUUUUUAACCAGAAUAAAAAAUUAUUGGUAGUAAGUUUGUAGUAUUGGAUUGCACAUUGAUUAAUCAAAUUGGUUAUUUAUUUAUAAUGUUCAAAUUCCUUUGUUAUUUAAUAGACAAAUCUAAUAAACAAAAUUGCAAUCCAUAUCUGUUAGUUUAUAUUUAUAAUUAUUUAUCAAUAUAAACUAAUGUUUAUAUAUAGAGUCUAGGCUAUGUAUAUAUUUCCAAAAUAACUAUUUCAAUCCAUACUAUAUAAAUAUAUAUAUAUAUAAAUAUAUAAAAUGAUUUGGUGCUUUAGACUGCAGGGGUAAUUUUAUAGGUCUGCACUGCCGAUACAUGAUGUUUCUACCAAUAAUUGUGGGUAGCACACAUCCAACUUUUCUUGAUGGCAAUGUGGACUUGUGAUAUGACCCUUUGUAUGUGACUAAUGUAAGUUUCUCCAUAUUCCUUUCUUCAGUGCAUUGUAACAUUUACUGAACGUUUCAACUCAAAAAUGUAAAUUUUUCCAAUAAUUUGCUGCCCAUUUUUGGGAACCUUGGGCAGGUGGGAAUGGGGAAAUGUGGAAGGGAGCCAGUCUGAGACACAAAAGUUGACUCGCCUCAAAAUACGGACAAAUAUAAACAUAUAAAAGUUAAUGAUCGAAACACACGUUCUGACAUUUUUGCUCAUUAGGUCAAUGCAUUGCGGAACAGUGAAGUUAACAAUGCAAUGCGCGAAAUUUAAAAAUAAGUAGGGAGGAAAAGUUUAUUUCAGCCACUCACCACUGGCUAAAUUGCUUGCAUUGUUUCUUCUCCUGUAUUCAUCCUCAAAAGUGCAAUCGACACAUUGUUAGAAGACCACCACAAACAUGUCAAUGGAUCUGAAUCUGGCAGAUCCACCAGGGUCAAAGCACAGGAAUUUGGAUACCUGCAUUGGCUGCAGAGCAGAAUAUCUAGUCUAUGGUCUAAACUCUGAAUUGGCUUUGAACUAUUUUUACUGAAAUAAAAACAGAAAAUACUGAUGAAAUUCAACAUGCUUGACAACAUCUGUGGAAAGUACAACAGAGUUACCAUUUCAAGUUCAAUACGACUGUUCUUUGGAACUCAGAUCUCCAGGAUCUGCAGUACUUUGCUUUUAUUAGUACUGCUUGAUUUAGGUCUACUUGAAGCAAAAAUUAGAUAUGAGAAAUAAGUAUUAUGUUUCUUGUGUGUAAUCUUGUUGACUGCUAUCAUUGUAAAUUUCCUCUGUAUGACUGGAUUACUCCAUUUGCCACAAUACUACAGUGAAAUCAUACGUUUAUCUCAUGAAUUGGAAUGGAAAGCCUUGGCGAAGACAAAUGCAAAAUUAUUGCCAGAGUUAGUAGGCCACUUGGAGCACCAGGUAAAUUGGCCCUUUAUAGGCCAGGCAACACUGUCCUAUUUUUAUUACAUUUCAUCUUUAUUGGUUUUCUUUAUUUGAAUUUUGUUGGCAAAGAAAUUUGCAAAAACAUAUGCUGAUGCUGUUGUUUCCUUGUUGAUUUAAUUCUAAAUCAUAAAGCAAUUUAAGAUACACGCAAAAUAAGGGAGCAUAGAUGAUAAUUUUAUGACCUGGGGCUUUCUUUGCAUUUGUCCUGUGAUUUGAGCACAACGAAAUUAUGGGACUUAAAGUAUUGUAGAAUUUUGUGCCUGAUUGAUUUCCCCUCAAAACUACAAUUUGUUUAUGAAUACCUGUUUCUCAAGUCAUCCAUCAAACUUCUAAAAUCUGUGUAGUUGCAAUUGGGCGGGAGUAAUGGACACAAGGGUUAAUGUGCAUCUAUCUACAUUGUGGCCAGAGUGAAACAAAAAAAGCCAAUCUUCCAAUUUUUUUAAUUACAAGAUCAAAUUUGUUAUUUCUGUUUUUUCCAAUGCAUUUUUCAUGGCAUAGGCCACAUUAAAAAAUGUAAAUCUUCCCAUUGCGGGCACAUGUGCCCGCUGUGCAUAAAUCAUGUUUAAUAAGUUGAAUGUUAAAUUUUAAGAUGCAUAAAAGACAUAUGCUGGUAUGGGUCUGUGUUUUUUUCCGUGAGACCUUUAUGUUAAUGCUGAUUUAUAUUCAUUUACACCAAUUUUAAGUUUCAGUGUACUGUUAUGAAAUUGGGAAGAUUUCUAACUUGACAUCAGCAAAAUAGAUGUAACUUCAGGCAUUGUUUUUGGUUGCAACUUGCUGUGUGUGCCCAAGAAGGAAACUCUAGGCCUAUAUGUGACCCCCAAUUUUCCAUGCUACUAGUCUAAGCUGCUUGUAAAGACUAAAUGAUUGGACACCCCAAUUUACUAUAUUGGUCAUUUUAGUGUUGAAAACAGCUGGGGAAGACUCAUGUUGAGUUGGAACUUCUACACGCACUGAAAAUAGGAAUAAUGCAUGCUCUCAGUGCAUAUGUAAAACUAAAUUACUGUUUGAAAAGAAUAAAGAAAUUUCAAGAUCAUAACUAAAGAAAUUACACAAUAUUGUCACUGUUUUGAGAAAAUAUACUUAAUGUAGUUUAGCAGCAUGAGAAAACAUUUGGCUUUCCAAUUCACUUGCUGCUUCAUUAGAACAAAAUUUCUGAACCACGCAACAUCUUGACUUGUGUUAGGUGGUAAUUCUUUGGACAUCUUCAUGUUUUGAGCUCCUCAUAACUUGUUGAUUCAUUACUUGAAUUGUUUGUACUAUUAUGUGAUUGAUUAAGCAUUUCAGAAAAAAAAGCUAUUUUACAAUUGAAAUUACAAACAGCAGCACCUUCAAGUACAACCUUACAUUCGUAACAAUGUUGUAAUGAGAACUGGUCAGUGAUUGGAACUAAUCAGUGAAAGUGUCAAUUUAGAAUGAUAAAUGUGGUUUUAUAUAUGGUGUAAAGCUGGAUUAUGAAUGUAUAUAUUAGGUAUGGGUCAUAAACAUCCCAGUCCAAAAUGGGUACAUAGCAUAUGCACUUUAAACUACAUUUUCCUGAUUAGAUUUAUUGAUGAUAAAAAUGCAUACUGCUGCCAAAUCAAUACGUUUCCACCUGUAUCUACUGUACACUUACUAACAUUCUAAGUAAUUUGCCAAGAAUUUACAUAAAAACGUCUGUUUGCUAAAGAUAUUAUCCUGCGUAAUUGUGGCCUGAGAGGCUUCAGUGUAAAAUUAAAUUGAAAUCUCACCUGCAAGUUUCAAUUAAUGCACUUUCUAUGAAUUAAAGUAUUAAACAUGUUUGAUUUGAAAAUAAGAUUGAAAUAAGGUGAGAAACUAGUGCAAUGCACUAGUCUCCAAAGAUUGAAACUGGAAUUGCUCCUGUGAAUUUUCACACGUUGAAUUCCUAAACCUAACAAUGCAAUCGGAUUGAGCGAAAUUCAGAUCUUUCCUUGUUAGAGGAAGUUGAAACGCCGAGGAUUAUCUUCAUCACAAGGAAAAAUCAGCAGAUUCUGAAAAGUGAUUUGCUAGAAAAAAGAAUCUGCCAGUUUACUUAUGGAAAGACACCUACAACUUACUUCUCUGUAGAAUUGCCAUCAUUCAGGGUUUACAAAUUUUUGCAGCACUGAAGUGUAAGGCAAUGCUUAACAUUGAAAUUAUUUUUUUUAAAAAAACCUAAAUACAUAAACUGAAAAUUUAUUAUACUAUGGAUACUUGUGAUUAUAUUAUUUUUAGUGUAUUAGCUUUUUUUAAAAACACAGCAUUCAGAACCCAGCAAAUUAAUACUUGCUGAGUAAUGAUAAAUUCAGUGCUCAAACAAAAAGGAAAGGGAACUUCAGGAAAGGGGUUUAGCUUCAUCACAUUAACUGUCUAAUUCAUCUGAUUUUUGUUUUCAGCACAUUGGGCCAAGAGUCAUAGUAAAAGAAGCGCCUGAAGUGCAGAGGGAAAAAAAAAUCACGUUUAAAUGUUUUUAGUGAUAGGAAUGGAGAAUCUUUAAGAAAAUUUAUACUGUCCUUUCAUUCAAACUAUAUUUACUAACUCCUGCAAUCUACCAUCAUCCAUUGGUAAUGGGUGUAAUUGUGAUAUCUCAAAUUAAUCCUCUUGGCAUUUGCAAGCUUCUUAGGUUCUGGGUCUGGUUGAGUGGCUCCAGAAUUUUUUUUAAAAUUCUGUUGUAAUGCACCUGUCUCAUUUUUCUUUAUCUCCACUGUAUCAAUUUAGGAUAUGUACUUUAAAGUCCUUAGUACUGGCCAUUCUGACCUUCUAUAAAGUGAAUAAGAAGGCUAGCAACGUUGCUUUUCUCAUUUUAAAUCCCUCUCAGAAUGGAAGUACCAGAAUUCUAUCUAAUAACCUUUAGCAAUAAAAUAGCUGAAUUAAGAAAGUUUAAGCAUAUUUAACUCUGACAUGAGAUUAUUGGCUGUUUCCCUAGGAGUUAAAUUAAUCUUUUCUGACUGUCUGCCAUUUCUCUCUCUUACCUUUUUUAUUUUAUGUCUUUCCUCUCCUCUUUAUUUAACUAUCUUAAUCUUUCUUUUUAUCUGUUUCUCAUUAUUUUCUCUACAGCAGUGGGCAGGAAGAAGCAGCAACAUGGAACUCAAUGAGUUAAAGGUAGUGCAUCAAAAUUUAGGCAUGCAAAUUAAGGGCUAUUACUUCGGUUUGAUGUUAAAGGAUGUUAAAUAU
Molecule: messenger RNA, 7742 nt
Organism: Stegostoma tigrinum
Lineage: Eukaryota; Metazoa; Chordata; Chondrichthyes; Orectolobiformes; Stegostomatidae
Product: zinc finger protein 512B
Exons: 17
Coding region: 668-2824 (718 amino acids)
Source: RefSeq, a predicted model, not a curated record